AUGGCCGACGGCGGCCGACCCAUCACCGCGGCCGAUCUCGGCGCGCUCUUCUCCGAUCGAUGCCUGGUGAACGCCGACGAGCCUCGGACCGACGCCCCCGGCGACGACGCCCUCCUCGACACGACGGGAUCGUCGAUCGUCCGAUCCGACGAGAGGAUCGACGGCCCUCCGCGGUACGGCCGUCGCCUCGCGGACGCCUGGCGCCCCGCGAACGACGCCUACUUCGGCGGCGGCGGCGCGUUCCCCGAGAUCCACGUCGUCCAGUUCCCCGCCGCGAUCGGCUGGGACGCCCGAUGCGACGAGGACGCCGCGCGCAAGUCGCGCGGCCGAGGCGUGUGCUCGUCGCAGGGGACGUCGCAGGCGGUGCCCCCGUCGCCGGCGGCGCUCGACGUGGACUUCGACCAGCUCCAGACGAUCGCCGCGAGGAUGAUGCUCCGCCUCGGACCGGACCCGAACGACCCGACGCACGCCCCGCACGCGGCGAACAUGGCGGCCGCCAGGGACGUCGCCCCGCGUCGAUCCACGAACGAGUGGGACUCCUUCGUCGACUUUUGCGCGCGAGUCUCAGCCGAGGCGAAAGCCGCGAGGGGGCCCUACGCGAAGAUUUCCGCCGACGACGUCGUCUCGCAUCUCCUGCACUCGCACCCGCACGCGGCGCGGGUGACGCGGGUGUCGAGCCCGGACCCGGCGACGGUGGCGGCGACGUACCUGGUGUGCGACGGCGGCGUCGGUAAGCCGGUGGUGGUGACGGAUGGGGGAAAAGAUUGGCCGGGGCUGGGGUGGUCCGCUCGCGAACUCGGCCGGCGGUUUGGUAAAUCGUUCGUGCGGUGCAACGAUCGCGCGCCCGCGAGACGGGAGGACGCGAGGGACGAACGCACGGGCGGGGCGCAGAGGUCCAUCGCGAUCGCCAUGCUCGAGUACUCGCGGUACUGCUCGGAGCGACCGGGGGUGGACAACGUCGGUUCCCUUCGCGUCGCGGAUGCGCCGUUUUACGCAAACGGUUUACAGCACGGGGUGUUCAACCCAAAGGACGCGAGCGACGGUCGCGGUUUAGGGUCGGGGUUCAUCGACGGCGAGUCUGACUCGUCGUCGACGCGGGAGGCGUUCCCGCCGCCGGCGUUCACGAGGCAUUGCGACCAGGUCGUCGACAUCGUGGCGAAUACGCACGGGGCGAUACUUCCAAACGCUCCGCCCGGCGCUCGAGACGAGAUGGCGACGUCGCUGAGCGCCGGGCUGUCCAAGGUGUUCGUCGGGCCGUGCGGGACGGUGACCAGGCUUCACCAGGACUGCGCCAACGCGCACGCCUGGCUGGGACAGGCGAGCGGUCGCAAACUCUUCGUGUGUUACCCGCCGUCGGACGCCGAGCAUCUGGACGUGAUGGGCGGGGAAAAGGAGACUCGGCAGUCCAGGAUCGAUCCGAUCGCGCCCGAGGACCGCCAGCCCCGGGGGUACCUGCGUAACGCGACGCCGACGGUGUUCGUGCUCGAGCCCGGCGAGGUGGUCCUCGUGCCCUGCGGGUGGUGGCACUACGCGGCGGCGCUGGACUCCAGCGUCACUGUCAUGCGCAACUUCUUCACCGCGAUGCCCGAGUCGAACCACACGAGCCUGGUGCACACCAUCAUCGCAAAGGCGAGGGAGUCGUCGCUCUGUUGCUGA
Molecule: messenger RNA, 1656 nt
Organism: Micromonas commoda
Lineage: Eukaryota; Viridiplantae; Chlorophyta; Mamiellophyceae; Mamiellales; Mamiellaceae
Exons: 1
Coding region: 1-1656 (551 amino acids)
Cellular component (GO): cytoplasm
Source: RefSeq, a predicted model, not a curated record